Drosophila elegans is the source of this 1246-nucleotide messenger RNA. Its product is annotated as UPF0605 protein CG18335. The record is from RefSeq and is a predicted model, not a curated record. Lineage: Eukaryota; Metazoa; Arthropoda; Insecta; Diptera; Drosophilidae. The coding region runs from base 76 to 1047 and encodes 323 amino acids. The transcript has 2 exons.
GUAACACUUGCAAAUUCAUUUGUACCAUUGCUUAGUUUCCAAAUUAUUUGUUUAAGUUAAAUUAUAGUAAGUGAAAUGGAUCAUGCCAUAACGCCGGAACCGCACUUGGUGCCAGGAUACACGGGUCAUUGUGCCCAGAAUCGGGACAGAGUGGGUCGCACUUAUGGCAGGCAGACGCACAAGUUGCUCAUUGAUCCCUGCAUCUACCAUGCCCCGGAACUGAUUGUGGCCCCCAUUCAUGCCAAGCGUGGCCUCAAGGAUUAUCCCACGGAGCAAGAGCUGAAGAUCCUACGCACACGGGAAGGGCUGGUGGACUCCGUUUACAGGCAUCCCAUUCUGCCGGGCUACGCUGGUUUUGUGCCCAAUGUAGUGAGCCAGAUUGGCAAGCGGUAUGUGGCUGCCGCAUCCGCUGGAGUGGCUCGCCACGAGACCUUGAUGGAGCUGUACCGCUGCGAGAAACGGACUCUCCGGCACCGGGAUCUGCUGGAGAGCGGGAAGGGUCUGUUCGAACGCAAGAUAAACGAAAGGCUGCUGCCACAGACCAACUACAGGGCACCGCUGAUCCCAGUCACCGGCGUGUCCAAGGGCAUCAAGGAUGAGUCCUGUCCACCGAGGGUGGAAAAGCUCUGCUACAGCAAGUUUACUUCGCCGCAUUUCCUCGAGGACGAGGAUCCCGACAAGUUCAUCAUCAACGGAUAUGCCGGGCACAUUCCCAUGUCGGUCACCCGUUUCGGGGAGUCGAACAAGGUGCUCACCGGACGGGCGUUGUGCAGCUUCUCGGAUUACAUGUACAAGCGGAAGAGGGACACCUGGUGCUGUGGUCAGGAUCUCAGCCGACCGGCCAUCACCUGCCCGCCGGUGGGACACUUUGUUGUCUAUCAUACGGACGACGGAAUGAACCCCAGUUAUGCGGGUCACGUGCCCGGAGAGACCUACAAAUUCGGGCGAACCUACGGCAAGACCACUUACGAUGCCAAGCGUUGGCUGGAGGUGCACAAGAAUCUCACCGUGCUGCCGGAGGUGGCCAAUCUGGAUUACGCCUACUGAGAGGGGAAUCCCCUUGGCGCAGAUUUCAAAUAGUAACGCUUUUCGCCGAGCGAUGCCACCCCGCCGAGGAAAUGCAGCAUUUACCGUGUAUCGUGCACCUGGUCCCACCGGCGAUUGUUGUGAUGUAUCGAUACAACAACAACAUCCCCAGCUUUCUAUCUACGUCGUUUGUUGCAGCAAAUAAAUAAGUUUUAAUUGA